UAAAGUAAGGUCUUUUGCAAAAGGUUCACCGUAGUAAAAUUUGUCACGUCCUCAGCUGCAUUUGUUUUGGUUUUCCUGAGAAAAAUUGUAUUUUUCUUUUCAUUAUCGCUAUUAGCAUUAGAUUUAUUUAUUAUUUGAUUUUCAAAGUGAUAGCGCGUCAAUUAAGCAAGAAUUUCGUUUUUGCAAUUAAAUCGUAGAAAAUGACCAGUGAAGAACUUCUCCAGAAGUUUAUCAGUCUUGGCAUGACUGAACAAAAGGCCAAGGAGACGCUGAAGAAUGCCAAUGUUACGAAAAAUCUUAAUGAAGUGCUGCAGGGAAUUGAUCCGGGAAGCCUUCCGGAAGGUUCUGGGAUGUUGCUUUACCAUAUGGCCUCGAAGAUAAAGCCACAGAUCUGUGGACACUUGGGUCUCCUCGGUAAGUACAUUAAAGAGCAGAAACUGGAUACAAUCCCACGAGUUGACGCUGCUCUGGAGUUUCUCCUGACGCAUGGAGUCAAGGACUCUAGUGUGAAUCUUCAGGAUUUUGAAAAGGCCUGUGGUGUGGGCAUUGUAGUGACCCCUGAGGAAAUUGAUAGGGCUGUGGAAGGAGUGAUUGGGAAAAAUCGGGAGGCGAUCUUGCAGCAGAGGUAUCGUUUCAAUAUCGGGAAAAUUAUGCAGGAAGUACGUACAGCUUUGCCAUGGGCUGACGGAAAAGCUGUCAAGAGUGAGGUUGAGGUGCAAAUUUUCGAUCUGUUGGGCCCCAAGACUGAGGAAGAUCUGAAACCUCCGCCAAAAGUUGAAAAGAAACCCAAGAAAGAAAAUGAGGUUAAGGUGAAUGUCCGGGAGGAUUCUGGGGAUGGGGCUUGCAACAUCGCUGAGUUGAUGCGUACAAAGGUUCAUUUCCAUGCUCCCGGGGAGAAUUACAAAACCGAUGGGUAUGUGGUGACGGCAAAUACGGAAAGAUUGCUUCGGGAGCAUCUGAAAGCUACUGGAGGAAAAGUCCGCACGCGCUUCCCACCAGAACCCAAUGGAAUCCUCCACAUUGGCCACGCUAAAGCUAUUAAUAUCAACUUUGGCUAUGCUCAGGCUCAUGGAGGCACGUGCUACUUGAGAUACGAUGAUACCAAUCCAGAAAAAGAGGAAGAGAAAUUCUUUGUGGGAAUCAGGGAUAUGGUGGAAUGGCUGGGCUACAAACCCGCUAAAGUCACGCACUCCAGCGACAAUUUCCAGCAGCUCUACGAAUGGGCAGUGCUGCUGAUCCAGAAGGGCAUGGCCUAUGUCUGUCAUCAAAAGGGCGAGGAGAUGAAGGGAUUCAAUCCUGAACCUUCUCCUUGGCGCGAUCGUCCGAUCCAGGAGAGUCUCCAGCUCUUUGAGGACAUGAAGAAUGGGAAGAUUGCCGAAGGCCAAGCUACGCUGAGGAUGAAAAUCACAUUGGAGGAGGGAAAACAGGAUCCAGUAGCUUACAGGAUCAAGUUUAUCCCUCAUCCGAGGACCAGUGAUUGGUGCAUCUAUCCGACGUAUGAUUACACUCAUUGCCUCUGCGACAGCAUCGAGAACAUCACACACAGCCUUUGUACGAAGGAGUUCCAGUCUCGUCGGAGUUCCUACUACUGGCUCUGCAACGCCCUGGAUAUCUACUGUCCUGUCCAGUGGGAGUACGGAAGGCUCAAUGUUAACUAUACGGUGGUGUCGAAGCGCAAAAUAGCCAAGUUGAUCACGGAGAAGAUUGUCCAGGACUGGGAUGAUCCCAGACUUUUUACUCUGACUGCCCUACGUCGAAGGGGCUUUCCUCCUGAAGCCAUUAAUAAUUUCUGCGCCCAAAUGGGUGUUACUGGGGCUCAGGGAAGUGUAGAUCCUGCCAUGCUGGAGGCUUCUGUGCGAGAUGUUUUGAACAACACAGCUCCCAGGACGUUGGUGGUCCUCGAACCUCUGAAAGUCACUCUCACGAAUUUCCCCUAUAGCAAUCCUGUUGCUAGAACUGUGGAAAAUUUUCCAGGUAGCCCAGAAAGGGGUACCCAUGAGAUAGUUCUGGACAAAGUGAUCUUCAUCGAAAGAUCGGACUUCAAGGAAGUUCCCGAAAAGGGCUAUCGUCGCCUGUCUCCGGCUCAACCUGUGGGAUUACGGCACGCUGGACUCGUGAUAGCAGUGUCUGAGAUUGUGAGGGAUACUGCAGGAAAUAUUAAGGAGCUUCUGUGCACGUGUCAGACACUCGAAGUGGCUGAGAAACCCAAAGCUUUCGUGCAGUUUGUGUCUAAGCCUUUGGAUGUCGAAGUGAGACUCUAUGAAUCACUGUUUCGUCACAAGAAUCCCGAGGAUCCCAACGAAGUGCCUGGAGGUUUCCUCAGUGAUUGCAAUCCCAACUCCCGGACGGUUCUUCGGGCUUUAGCUGAUGGAAGUUUGAAGGGGGCUAAAGUUUACGAAAAGUUCCAGUUUGAGCGAAUUGGCUUCUUCUCUGUGGAUCCGGAUUCCACUUCAGAGAAGCUGGUCUUCAAUAGAACAGUAACACUAAAAGAGGAUGCUGGGAAAAUGUGAAAAACCCUAGCUUCAGACUAAAUAAAAAAUUAUCAAGAAA
This is a messenger RNA of Phlebotomus papatasi, 2550 nucleotides long. It is a transcript of the gene GlnRS, whose product is annotated as probable glutamine--tRNA ligase. Lineage: Eukaryota; Metazoa; Arthropoda; Insecta; Diptera; Psychodidae. Gene Ontology annotation, molecular function: ATP binding; glutamine-tRNA ligase activity. Gene Ontology annotation, biological process: translation; glutaminyl-tRNA aminoacylation. The transcript is spliced from 3 exons. Gene Ontology annotation, cellular component: cytosol; cytoplasm; aminoacyl-tRNA synthetase multienzyme complex. The coding region runs from base 201 to 2510 and encodes 769 amino acids. The record is from RefSeq and is a predicted model, not a curated record.